GAAUAAAAGGCUCCACACACACACACACAAGCAUACACGCGCUCACACACAGAAAGAAAAUCCUCUUGCCUGUUGAUUUAUGGAAACAAUUAUGAUUCUGCUGGAGAAUUUCUCAGCUGAGAAAUAGUUUGUAGCUACAGUAGAGAGGCUCAAGUUGCACAAGGCAGACAACAGACAUGGAAUUCUUGUGUAUCCAGCUGUUAUAAACAGAACAAAAGCCAAGUAGCAAACAGCAUCGCAGCAACUGAGUUAUUUCAACCUGUUUUUUAAGGAUAUAUCAGAGUUACUUAAGGAGGAAUCCUAUAUUGUUAUCAGGAACUAAAAGGAUAAGUCUAACAUUUGGGAAGAGCAACCACUCUUUCUUAAAUCAAUCUGCAAUUCACAGAUAGGAAGAGGUCAAUGACCUAGGAAUAACAAUCAACUCAAGAUUUAAUUUUCAUUAUGUUAUUCAUGAACACCCGGAGCACUACACUAUAAUGCACAAAUGGAUACUGACAUGGAUCCUGCCAACUUUGCUCUACAGAUCAUGCUUUCACAUUAUCUGUCUAGUGGCCACUAUAUCUUUAGCUUGCAAUGACAUGACUCCAGAGCAAAUGGCUGCAAAUGUGAACUGUUCCAGCCCCGAGCGACAUACAAGAAGUUAUGAUUACAUGGAAGGAGGGGAUAUAAGAGUGAGAAGACUUUUCUGUCGAACACAGUGGUAUCUGAGGAUUGAUAAACGAGGCAAAGUAAAAGGGACUCAAGAGAUGAAGAACAAUUACAAUAUCAUGGAAAUCAGGACUGUGGCAGUUGGAAUUGUGGCAAUCAAAGGGGUGGAAAGUGAAUAUUAUCUUGCAAUGAACAAAGAAGGAAAACUGUAUGCAAAGAAAGAAUGCAAUGAAGAUUGCAACUUCAAAGAAUUAAUUCUGGAAAACCAUUACAACACAUACGCAUCAGCUAAAUGGACACACAGUGGAGGAGAAAUGUUUGUUGCCUUAAAUCAAAAGGGGGUUCCUGUAAGAGGGAAAAAAACGAAGAAAGAACAAAAAACGGCCCACUUUCUUCCUAUGGCAAUAACCUAAUCGUACAUGGUAUAUAAGAAACCAGUUCCAGCAGGGAGAUUUCUUUAAAUGGACUGUUUUCUUUCUUUCUUUCUUUUCUUUUCUUUUUUUUUUUUUUAAGUAACCGAGAAAGGCUGGAAAACUACUGAAAAACUGAUCAAGCUGGACUUGCGCAUUUAUGUUUAUUUUAAGAGACUGCAUUAAAGAAAGAUUUGAAAAAAUAUACACAAAAAUCAGAUUUAGUAAGUAAAAGUUGUAAAAAAUUUUAAAACUGGUUGUACAAUCAUGGUGUUAGUAAUAGUAAUUUUUUUCUUAAAUUAAUUUACUCUUGAGAGUAUGUUAGAUUUGAUUAUCUGAUAAUGAUUAUUUAAAUAUUCCUAUCUGCUUAUAAAAUGGCUGCUAUAAUAAUAGAAAUAAUGCAGAUGAUGUUAUAUAAGAUAUGUCAGACCAAAGGCUGCUGGAAUGACUUGUCAGAUAAUCAAGCCAAACUAAGAAUGGAAAAGGAGCAGUAUUUAAAAUUUAUUUUAGUAAAAAUAAUGAUCCACUUAAAUGCUAAUCAGAAAAAAGGAAUAUCUUCAAAAAUUCUAUUGUGGAAUUGAGUCAAAUAGUUUUACAAAAUCACGGGAUUAGGAUAUGCUUGUGCCUAUUAAUAAGAACAAACUUCUAAUGCUGCUCAAAUUGAAAGGGUUGUGAAAAGGAUGUUCUCAAAAAUCUUGUAUAUAAAGUAGCAAUAAUGAUAAUACUGUAUUUCAUCUCACUUGCCACAAAAUAACAUUUUAUAAUCCCUAAAAGUAAAAUUCAGAAAUCUUUUUUCGAGUAACAUAAUCUGCCUUUUAUAUAAUUCAUAUUCAGGAAUAUGGCUUUUGAUAAUGUUCUUCCCACAAAUAAUCAUGCUUUUUUCUGUGGUUACAGCAUUAAACUCUAUUUUAAGUUGUAUUUGAAUUUUAUUGUUUUGUUAUUUAAGUUUAUGUUAUUUAUAAAAAAAACAACCUUAACAAGCUGUAUGUGUUUCAUAUGCUUUUAAUUUUAAAGAAAUAACAAAACCGUCUGGCUCAACUGCUAAUUUCCCUUCCUCCUUUUGACCGACACCAAGUCUAGUAUAAAGUACUUGGGCCAGCAAAUCCUGGAUGAAAGACAAAAAUGACAGCCUGCAGCAGUGUUCACAAUAGAUGUCUUACAGAGAACAAUACAAAUAUGUGAAAAAUGUUUUGCCACACAUGCUUGCCAAUUAAAUUGGAUCAUAUAAGCAAAAUCACUGCAGAUAAAAGAACUUACAGGAUUUCAAAGUUAAUAUUUCCUUACAUGGGAAGAAAAGUACCAUAUUUUAAAGCUAUACAAUUUGAAGUUAGUAAUUUUCUAAUUUCUACAAAUCUCUGCCAUCCAAAAGAGGGCAGCGUUGAAUUUUUUUUUUUUUUUAUUCUGUUAGAUGGCAGGAACACAAUGCCUAAAAUAGAGGAUGUAGGGCCUCGACUAUCAUAAGGGCUUGAGGUCAGACUAGGAAUCACAGGCAUUUUAGAAAAAUGAGUUUCCACUUUAAAAUUCUUCCACUGACAGAUCUUGGCCUACUUGAAAUGGUCACCAAAUGGGAGGUCAACAUUUAUUUAAAUUAAAUCACUGGAUACCAAUCAUUGUGUUUUAAUUUCAAAAUGAUUGUCAUUCAAUUUCCUUUAAUAAAUAUUAUUGGGUAAUUAUAGGUAAGAGUUGCAUUAAAAGCCUAGGUCAACAGAAAGAACAGUUACUUGAUUUUCUUGUGGUUCACCUGCGUUACCAGGUUGCAGGAAUCAGAAAGCAUUGCCCUUCUUCAGAUACACUCUCGGGAGGAAGUUAUGAACGCAAUUCCAAACCUUGCUGGCCCUGGUUUCAAGAUCAGGCUUCUUUGAUUGCAAACUUGUGAACAUAUUGAGGGCAGAGGAGGACUUAACAUUCUUCAUAUUUAUUUUCUUAUUGUCUAGUUGAAUGUCCAUAAAAAUUUUUCUAUAGAAUCACUCAAUGUUUGAAUAUUAAAGUUCAAAAUUAAACUAAUCUUAGUUCAAUUUAAAAAGAGUAAAAUAUGAUUAUAUAAAAAUUUAAACAGGAAUAGUGUAUAUAUAUAUAUAUAUACAAGUUAUUUUAGGACCAAAUAUUCUUUG
Lepus europaeus (European hare) is the source of this 3169-nucleotide messenger RNA. RefSeq names its product fibroblast growth factor 7 (gene FGF7). Gene Ontology annotation, molecular function: growth factor activity; type 2 fibroblast growth factor receptor binding. Gene Ontology annotation, cellular component: cytoplasm. Gene Ontology annotation, biological process: positive chemotaxis; positive regulation of peptidyl-tyrosine phosphorylation; fibroblast growth factor receptor signaling pathway. The record is from RefSeq and is a predicted model, not a curated record. NCBI's taxonomy places the organism in Eukaryota, Metazoa, Chordata, Mammalia, Lagomorpha, Leporidae. Bases 477 to 1061 code for a protein of 194 amino acids. The transcript has 4 exons.